AUGACCCAUUCAUCCCCAAACCCCAAACCCACCCCCUUCAAAGAAGGCUCCUUCCUCCCCGGCGGCCACAACACCGACCCUCCCCUCCCAGAAACCGACCCAACAAUCGGCACAAAACUAAACCACUCGAUGCUCCGCAUCCGCGACCCAACUCGCACCCUCCACUUCUACAUCGACCUAAUGGGCAUGCGCACUGUCUUCACAAUGAACGCCGGCCCCUUCACAAUGUACUACCUCGGCUACCCGACUAGUCCCGAGGACCGCGCCGACCUCCUCUCCUGGGCGGCCAGGGCGUCGGACCCGGCUAACUUAACCCGGACGCUGGGACUACUGGAGCUGUUCCAUAUUCAUGGGACGGAGAGGGAGGUUGAGGACGGGGGCGUGGAGAUGGCGAAUGGGAAUGUGCCGCCGAAUUUGGGAUUCGGGCAUUUGGGGUUCACGGUUCCGAAUGUGAGGGGGACGGUGGAGAGGUUAAGGGAUGCUGGGGUGAGGGUUGUUAAGGAGUUGGGGGUUAGUACGAGGGAGAGUGUGCCGUUGAGUGAGUGGGAGGAGAAGAGGGGGGUUGGGUUGGGGGAGAUUCAUCCGAAUUAUAAGGAGUUUUUUGAUCAGAUUGCUUAUGUUGCCGAUCCGGAUGGGUAUAUUAUUGAGAUUCUGCCGCAGAAUUGGCAGUAA
Molecule: messenger RNA, 672 nt
Organism: Aspergillus alliaceus
Lineage: Eukaryota; Fungi; Ascomycota; Eurotiomycetes; Eurotiales; Aspergillaceae
Product: putative lactoylglutathione lyase (Glo1)
Exons: 2
Coding region: 1-672 (223 amino acids)
Source: RefSeq, a predicted model, not a curated record